AUGGCUCUGCCGUAUCUGCGCGCUUCUCUGGAAUCUCCGCGCAAACACUCCUUCUCUGCCUUUCCGGCGAACUUCGUGGCUAACUUUCGUCUUCGGAAUGUCAGGCGGGAAUAUCACAUCGUUGUGCUGGGCGCCGGUGGUGUUGGGAAGAGCUGCUUGACCGCCCAGUUCGUACAGAAUAUAUGGAUUGAGAGCUAUGAUCCAACCAUCGAAGACUCCUAUCGAAAGGUUCUUGCGGUAGAUGGACGGCCAUGUCUUCUCGAAAUAUUGGAUACGGCUGGGACGGAACAAUUCACCGCAAUGAGAUACACGCAACGAACCUCCCUAACACCCCCUCAAAACAACCCCUCGAUGCUCGAAAAUUACUACACCAGCAGCAGCUCACAAGACACAUCCGUUUCUAGGGAACUAUAUAUGAAACAAGGCGAAGGCUUCCUCCUCGUCUUCUCCAUAACAAGCAUGUCCUCGCUUAAUGAACUGCAAGAGCUCCGGGAACAGAUCAUCCGUAUCAAGGACGACGAGAAAGUCCCCAUCGUCAUCGUCGGUAACAAGUCAGAUCUCGAGGAGGACCGUGCCGUUUCACGAUCGCGCGCCUUCGCCCUAUCCCAACAGUGGGGAAAUGCGCCAUACUACGAGACUUCUGCGCGAAGACGGGCGAACGUCGACGAAGCGUUCAUAGACCUCUGCCGACAGAUUAUACGGAAGGAUAUCCGAUCUAAUAAAGACCGCGAUCGAGAAUACGGAGGGAGCCGCAAGAAGGAGGCAAGCGGUGCAGCAGACAAGCGACGGAAUCGGUCCAGGAGGACGAAGAUGAAGACUGACUGCGUGAUUCUUUGA
Messenger RNA from Nannizzia gypsea CBS 118893, 837 nucleotides. RefSeq lists its product as hypothetical. Gene Ontology annotation, cellular component: plasma membrane. Gene Ontology annotation, molecular function: GTP binding; GDP binding; GTPase activity. NCBI's taxonomy places the organism in Eukaryota, Fungi, Ascomycota, Eurotiomycetes, Onygenales, Arthrodermataceae. The coding region runs from base 1 to 837 and encodes 278 amino acids. Gene Ontology annotation, biological process: signal transduction. The transcript is spliced from 7 exons. The record is from RefSeq and is a predicted model, not a curated record.